AUGGAUGACCCAGAAGAUCAGAUAGCAAUAGUUGGAAUAGGAUGCAAUUUCCCAGGAGGGGAGGGAAUUGAUAACUUUUGGAAAGUUAUUAUUGAGGGACAGAACUGCACAGUUGAGAUACCUAAAGAAAGAUUUGACACCAAGCACUGGUAUGACUCAGAUUAUAACAAGCCAGGCAAAAUAUGCACCAGCCGAGCAGCUAUUGUGGAAGGAAUUCAUAUGUUUGACAACAAACUUUUUGGAAUCCAUAAUUCAGAGUCUGAUCAAAUGGAUCCACAGCACAAAUUACUACUGCAAUGUACAUACAGGGCUCUGGAAGAUGCUGGGUAUCCUAUGGAGAGUAUCGGAGGAACUGAAACUGGAGUCUUUAUAGGUCUCAUGAACAAAGACGCAGAAUUUAUUUACAAUAAUUAUCCUGAAAAAAUUAAUCACUUCAAUGGAACAGGCACCUCAAUGUGCAUAGCAGCAAACCGAAUAUCGUAUCAGUUUAAUCUAACUGGGCCUUCUCUAUCGCUGGAUACUGCCUGCUCUUCUUCCCUUGUUGCAUUGCAUUUAGCAUGCCAAGCCAUCAAACAAGGAGAUUGCGAGUUGGCAAUAUGUGGUGGUGUCAGCUGUAUCUUAGAUCCUCGUAUCUAUGUUGCUCUCAGUAAGGCAAAAAUGAUUUCUCCUGAGGGAACAAGUAAACCGUUUUCCAAAAAGGCAGAUGGUUAUGGAAGAGGAGAAGGAUGUGGAAUUGUGGUUCUUAAACCUUUAAAACAGGCUAAAGAAGAUUACAGCAAAAUCUGGGGAGUCAUAUGUGCAAGUUCAAUUAACCAAGAUGGGCGAUCAGUAACACCAAUUACCAAACCAUCUCUAGAGCAGCAGGAAAGACUCUUAAGUCGUAUCUACACAGCUAUAGAUCCAUGUUCAAUACAAUAUCUUGAAGCCCAUGGCACUGGAACGCCUGUUGGGGACCCAAUAGAAGUCACCAGUAUAGGAAAUACCAUUGGGAAAAAACAUCCAAGUAAAAUGAAAUCCUUAAAGAUUGGAUCAGUUAAAGGAAAUAUUGGACACACAGAAUCAGCUGCUGGGAUGGCUGGAUUGAUAAAAGUUCUGCUAAUGAUGCACCAUGAAGUGAUUCCCCCUUCUUUACAUUAUUCUAAAGAACUUGGAAUUAAACAAAUUGAAGAAUCCAAACUAGUUGUUCCAACAGCUCCUGAAAAAUGGCAUGAAGAUGUAAAAUUUGGAAGGAUGGCUGGCAUUAACUGCUUUGGAUUUGGAGGAACUAAUUCUCAUGUAGUUGUCAAACAAUACAAAGAGCAUAACUCCAAAUAUGACUCCAAAAGACCUUCUGAAAUAUUAAUUCUCUCAGCAGCCUCCAGCAAAUCACUUCAGCUAAGCAUUGAAGACACAAAAAAAGAGCUGAGCAAAAUGCCAUCAUCAAUAUGUCUGGAGAACCUAGUCUAUACUGCUGCCUGCAGAAGAAGUCAUCUUAAUUUCAAAUACAGAGCAGCAUUUCUGGCAUCUUCCUUACCUAAUCUUCAGAAACAGCUUCAGUCUGUAAAUACAGAGACACCUCCAGUCAUGAAAAGCCCUCAGAUUGUGUUUGUGUUCUGUGGGAAUGGAGUCCUUUCCAAAGGAAUGUGCAAGGUUUUGCUAGAAAAUGAAAAAGUGUUCAGAGCAAAAUGUUUAGAGGUAGACAAGAUCAUUCGAAUUUACACUUCCCUUUCCGUGGUACAAUUGCUAGAGAAUGAAUAUGAUGACUUUUCCAGCCCAGAUGUUGCACAGUUGUUGCUUUUUACCAUCCAGGUGUCACUAGUAGAUCUUCUUAAACAUUGGGGGGUGAAUCCAGACUGUGUUGUGGGACAUUCGGUGGGUGAAGUUGCUGCAGCAUAUUGUUCUGGUCUUCUUUCACUUGAAGAUGCUGUUAAAGUUAUUUAUCACAGAAGCAAACUGCAAUGUUCAGUCACUGGAGGAAAAAUGCUUGUGGUUGGAAAUGUACCAGUAACAGAAAUAUCAGAUGUAAUCUUGUCAUACAAUGGCAAAGCAUGCAUUGCUGCUUACAACAGUCCCUCCUCAUGUACACUUUCUGGAGAAGGAGAAGCUAUACAGCAGAUCAGUGAUCACUUGUCCCAACACUACAAGAAAAGGAAUAUUUUUCUCCAUGUUUUAGAUGUCCCUGCUGCAUACCACAGCCAUUUGAUGGACCCAAUACUAGAAGACAUAAAAGACAUUUUGCAGAACUUACCUGCUAAUAAUUUGAAGUGUGAGCUCAUUUCAACAGUAAGUGGUAAGCCGGCAACAAACGGAGAUUUUACAUCUGGAGACUACUGGGCCAAAAAUAUUCGUGAGCCAGUUCUGUUUGAACAAGCUAUAAAAGCUUCUACAAAUAACAAAGAAAACAUUGUGUUUAUAGAAGUUGGGCCUCGCAGAGCACUACAAAAAAACAUUGUUGAUAUCCUUGGACCAAAUACAACUGUUAUGCCUUCUGUGCAUCCAAAAAAUGAGUAUGAAACUAUUUUUUCUCUGUUGAUUAAUCUUUUCAAAAAGGGUUUCAGUCCAAAUUGGAACAAUCUUUUUUGUGAAUACAAAUCUCCUCCAUCUUACAUUCCAAGAUAUCAGUUUGAGCACAACAAGCAAGAUAUCUGUUUUGAAAAAAUUAGGCAAGGAAACCAAUCUGCAGCCUCUCUCAUUCAUCCACUGAUGCACAAUGUAAGUGCAGAUUUCACUGAGUUUAAAUGUACUCUUUCAAAAUCACUGACAUCAUAUGUUUAUGAACACAAGAAUUUGGGGUCUGCCCUUGUUCCUGGUGCAUUCUAUGUAGAACUUGCAUUAGCAGCUACAGUUACAAGCUUGAAGCCCAGGGUGCCCUUACACUCCUUGAAAAUCAGCACAACAUUUUUGAAUCCCUGUAUUCUUCAAAGAGAAUCUCAGGAGCUAAAUGUCAAGAUACACCAACAAGACCAAGUCAUUAAUUUUGAAAUUCUGACAUCACAUGUUUAUGCAACUGGGCAUGUGACACAUAACAACAGUGGAACAGACAGUGACAAAAGAAUUUACAUUCCGCAUGUUGUCAAGAGAUGUCAAAAUGUUUUAAAAACGGAUGAUGUCUAUGCAUUACUAUCCACCUUUGGAUUUGAGUAUGGGAAAGUCUACAAACAGCUGUGUGAUGUUCACUAUGGGGAAGAGCUGAAUGAAGGGAUUGCUAAGAUUAAAACUGAAGAAAUCAAAGAAACAAUGUAUGAAUACCACAUGCAUCCAGUGAUUUUAGACUGUUUCCUUCAAAUGGUUGGUUGUGUGGUUGGUUCUAGAAAAAAAGAACCUGCAGCAAUUUUUCCAUCUUCUAUAGGAAGCUUGAGGAUUCUCCAACCUCUUCAAGAAGAAAUGGUGAUCUACAUAAAACUGAUCGAUAUCGGCUCUUCAAGUCCUCAAGAUGUGGCAGCACUCGCUCGAGUUGUCUUUCAUUACAAACCAAAUGAUCAUCCAGAGCCUUCUAACAGCAAAUCCAAUCUGAACAAUAUGGUGUCCAGCUACUUUCUAGCACAAUCCUUACCGCUCAUUGAGUUAGACAAAAACACAAUUGCAAAGAUACCAAUGUCUGUCUCUGAUGCCGUUCUUUUUAGGCACAAUGCUGUUUACAUUGUGGCAGGUGGACUGACUGGCUUGGGAUUUGAAACAGUCAAAUUUAUUCUAAACAAUGGAGGUGGCCACAUUGUGAUUCUCUCAAGAAGAAACCCAAAUACUGAAAUGAAACAACAAAUAGCCAAAGCAAUGAGUGAAAAAGAGAACACUAAGAUAAAAACACUACCAUGUGAUAUAGGCCAUUAUGCUGAGGUGAAGAAAGCUAUUGAUUCAAUACAAAAGAUCUUCCCAAAUAUUCCAAUCAAAGGUGUCUUUCACAGUGCUGUUGUUCUGCAUGAUGGCAUGUUGGAGAAGUUAAAUUUGUCACUCUUUGAGAAGGUCCUGAGCCCAAAAGUUGAUGGUGCUGUCAAUCUCCACUGUGCCAUAUUAAACCAAAAACUGGAUUAUUUUGUAUGUUUUUCAUCUGUUGCUUCAUUUAUUGGAAACUACGGACAAGCUAAUUAUGCUGCUGCCAACUCCUUUCUGGACAUUUUCUGCCAAUACAGAAGAAAUCUUGGUCUUCCUGCCCAAUCAAUUAAUUGGGGAGCUCUGAAUACUGGGGUGUUAUUGGAUCAACCACAGGUUCGUAAGAUUUUGCAAGCAAGAGGACUACUUCUGUUAAAUGUACCAGAAAUUCAUGAAUACCUGAAGAAAUGUCUCUUACUAAACAAUACUCAGCAGGCAAUAGUCAAGUUUGAUUUUAAAUUGAUCUAUGACGGCCUGGCUUCACGCAUACCAGGUAUGACGAGGAGAUUGUUCAGUUUGGUGAAUGAAUAUAAGAACAACUUGGAUGGCAAAAACCAAAUAAAGCGAUCCAGAGUUAAUACACAGAAAUCAGGGGAUUACAUUUUGUCACUAGUAAGUGAACUCACAAUUGUCACUUUAAGUGACAUCACAAUGGGUAGCCUUCUGAGUUCUUUAGGAAUUGACUCUAUGUUGGCAAUGACAUUACAGCAACGUGUCUUUGAAGAGAAAGGAGUAAAUGUUUCUGUUGUCAAACUACUGGAUCCCAACACAACCAUUUUAGAUGUGGUCCAUUGGAUUAAAGAAAACUCUUCAGAUGAAGAAAAGUUUGUGGAGAACAUAAUACUGGACACAAAGCUGUAA
Molecule: messenger RNA, 4707 nt
Organism: Nanorana parkeri
Lineage: Eukaryota; Metazoa; Chordata; Amphibia; Anura; Dicroglossidae
Product: probable polyketide synthase 16
Exons: 8
Coding region: 1-4707 (1568 amino acids)
Biological process (GO): fatty acid biosynthetic process
Molecular function (GO): 3-oxoacyl-[acyl-carrier-protein] synthase activity; fatty acid synthase activity
Source: RefSeq, a predicted model, not a curated record